This is a messenger RNA of Colletotrichum truncatum, 366 nucleotides long. Its product is annotated as TPR domain-containing protein. Lineage: Eukaryota; Fungi; Ascomycota; Sordariomycetes; Glomerellales; Glomerellaceae. The record is from RefSeq and is a predicted model, not a curated record.
AUGCGUCGCGAGGGACCGGAUUCUGACAUGCCCACCCGAAAACCAGCCCGUCCUGGCCGUCGCAGCCGCAUGACAACACGCAUGCAGGAGGCCCUAUGUGAUAGACUAAUCAAACAGCCAUACAUGUAUCGAUGCGAAAUGGCAGACUUCCUCUAUCGUAGUUUUGGGAUGAGAAUAUCGGAGCGAUCAAUCGGUCGGACCCUGCGGUCAAUUGGGUGGACGAGAAAGACGAUCCAUCGUAUUGCACAACAACGUGACGACGACCUUCGAGACCAUUAUCUUCAUCGCAUCUCGCAGUACCAGUCGUAUCAGCUUGUCUUUGUCGAUGAGUCUGGAUGCGACAGGAGAGCGGGAUACCGGCGUUAG